CGUGCGUUAUAAUUGAUUUUAAAACUGUAUUAUACCUUGAAUGCAGCAUUAUGUAGUUAUUUAACCGUCUUAUUAAAUAAUGAGCGCCAGGAUGGUAGUGUUGUUUAGCCUAGUGGUGACAUGUCUACCACGACAUGAUAGUGGUCUGCCACAAAAUGGUAUAGCCGUUAUGUUCGUGAACUCAACUGACUACACGACUCACCUGGUUGUGCCCAUACUGUUUAACUAUAGCACGUUCAGUGACUUUUACGACUGCUUGCAAUCUGGACAUGAUUCAUGUGGUGGUCACUACAACAACGGUAGCGUUAGCAAUGUCUACCACAUCGGUGAAGUCUCAAACAGUUCACAUAUAUGUUACUACUGUAUGGCGUGGUACAACCAACACAAUUUCACAUGCGAAAGAAGGGAAUUUAAUGAUAACAGCUCGGAUUUAAAUGUAUUUUCGUUUUCUUUCAUCGAUGAAAGUUGUGUUCAUUUAGUUAAAACGCAUUGCGGAGAAUAUAUCACAUUUGUAGGCAUUAAUAUUACAUCGUGCAUGAACUCUGCCUCCACGGGUUGUGUAAAGAGAACAAAUGUAGUAGAUCAAACAUCUACUGAACCUUUUUUGACUGGAGAACAGGUUUCUUCAGGCGAUAUCACAGACGAGCAGACUUCUAUAAGGUCUACAAGCAUAGUUCAAUCUACGUCAGCUGUUACGCCAGAAACAGUAAACGACACCGAUAAAAUAACCACCAAAUCUUCCUUGACCAAAGAACAGUUUUCGUCAAGUGAUAUCACACACGAGCAGUCUUCUGUUUCAUCUACAAGUAUAGUUCAAUCUACAUCAGCUCUAAAGAUAGAAACAAUAUAUGACACCGAUAAAAUAACCGCCAAAUCGUCUUUGACCGAAGAACAGUUUUUUUCAAGUGAUUCCACUGUCAGGCAGUUUACCGUAAGGUAUACCAGUAAAGAACAAUCUACAUCAGCUGUUCAAUCCCAACCAGUAGCUGACCCCACGAUUAUUGCCGUUUCUGUUACCAUCCCCUGUGUUAUCUUUAUCAUCGUCAUACUCGUUCUUAUAUGCACCAGAAAAGCUUUAAUCCGGAAACUGCGAACGCAUCGAAACACGAAGCAAUGUACGGAAGCUUCAACACUACACACCGUAAACAUUGAUCUUCCUGCAUCUGAUAGUGUACAGGCUAACAUUAUACACGAACUAUCUCAAUGUAAAUAUACUUUUAACGAAAAACCUAAUGAAAAUCAAAAUGCUUCGACACAUGAAUCUAUAAUUACUACUUCAUUGGAUGACGCUCCAAAUCUUGAAACAGAAAACACUGGCAUCGCUCUCUACAACAACAUUCAAAAUAACAGUUCUGUAGUGUAUACAAAUGUUGAGGGCACAAAUGAUAAUGGGAGUUGUAUUCGUACAUACAAUAAAAACGUUGAAGCCCAUACUUUGCUUGAAGAUUUAGAUGGGCAGAAUAGUGGGACAGUUUACUCUAAACUGGGUGAGAUCAAACGAGUGGCUGACAAUCCUUACAACAAGCUGGCGAGUGUUGAAGGGGUUUGUGAUGGUCUGUGAUUCACUGAUACCAGUCCAGCGUCGGACAUUGGUCAGAUGGGUGAUCUGCAAUCGAACAAUCACAAUUGAUUUGCAGUCACUUAUUC
This is a messenger RNA of Physella acuta, 1647 nucleotides long. RefSeq lists its product as uncharacterized. The record is from RefSeq and is a predicted model, not a curated record. NCBI's taxonomy places the organism in Eukaryota, Metazoa, Mollusca, Gastropoda, Physidae.